This is a messenger RNA of Myotis davidii, 5140 nucleotides long. Its product is annotated as interferon-induced very large GTPase 1-like. Gene Ontology annotation, molecular function: GTP binding. NCBI's taxonomy places the organism in Eukaryota, Metazoa, Chordata, Mammalia, Chiroptera, Vespertilionidae. The record is from RefSeq and is a predicted model, not a curated record.
ACAAAGACAGACUCAAGGACUAAAAUAGAAACAAACAUUUAUGGAAAUAGUUUUAGGGGAUAGUCAUUGAAACAGCAGAUUAAGAUGUGCCAGGAACAAUACAUGAAUCUGGCAUAGUCACUGUUCCCUAAAACACAAACAGAAAACAGCUCCAAAUCUGGAUAAAAGGGAGUAAACUAUUCAACAGACAAUGAAACAAUUUGGCAAUCUGUAUUAUGAAAUAAAAAUAAUCUAGACAAGUCAAAAGAAAUUUUUUUUGACAGGAUUAUUGCAGUAAGGGAAGGAGGCUCUGGCGAUGUGGAAAACAACCCAGCCAUAGAGCUGCAAGCAUCUCACAGGCCACGAAGAAGGAACUGUCUUCACAGGAAGGAUCAACAAGGUUCUGCUGGAAAGAACAGUAAUGGACACAGCAGACUCCACGUCUGAUGAGGCCCUUGUCAGAGGCAAAAGUGGGCAAGAUCUCCAAGAGAUGCUGAGAGGAGUAGGACUGGCAGUUGAGUACUGGCUGCCAAAGCUGCAGGAACAGCUGGGUGUGACCUGUGCACAGGCCUUACAACACAUAGAAGAAAAAGACCUGCAGAAGCUGAAAUCCCAGGCACAACAUUCCUGGGAGAAAAGGGCUCUGGAGAAGCUACUUAACUCAAAUACGCUUUCAAAGUUACAGGAGUCUCAGGUGAAAGUGAUAAAGGAAGAACAGAAGAAGGCAGAACAGGCACUGCAGGAGCUAAGAGACUUGCUAUCAGAAGGGAGGCUACGACAAGAAGAGGAAGUAAGGAAAAAAGAGGAAGAGCUGAGGCAGGCAAUGGAGAUUCCCAAAGAGUACUGGCCACUGCCCGAAAAACCCUUAAAAGAAGUGAUGAAACACGUGCAGGGACAACUCAACCUCAUGGAGGCCACACUGUCUCACAGGCAAAACCUCCCAGAUAGAGAUCUCGUGAGAUGGGCUUCUGGAGGGCUGGCCCUGCAGGGAAUUUACAAAACCAGCUACCAAAUAGAGCUUAUACAGAAGAGAGAAGAACUACUCAGUGUCCCCAAGGAGUUCUUACUCUUUGGCCCUGAGCAUGGCACUCGGAUGGAAACCAGGGAAUUUACAUCUUCUCGAGAAGAAUCCCAGUUCACCCAGAUGACAGAGAAGCUGGGCUUCAGUGUAAUUGCCUCAGCCAAGGGCAGAGCUUGGGGAUUUAACUUCGAAGCUGGUAUGGACCACAGCAAACAUUCAGAAUCCAAGGAAAUGCAACAAGUACAUUCUGAGCACUCCUAUUUCUGCUCUACCAAGUUCAGCUAUGUCCCACUUGCCUCCUGCGCCUUUUCCAUGGAUCAGCUCCAGUUCUCCAAGGCUGCUCUCCAGGAACUGAAAUGCAUUGAAGACCUUCUGAGUCAGCCUGCAGACAUAGACAGACUCCCAUUGCUGAGGCGCAGGACUGAAGCGUUCUUCCAAAGGUUUGGCUCUCAUGCCAGCCAGGGCCCUCUGCACCUGGGAGGAAUCUACUGGUGGAAAGCAGUAUCAGAGGGUUUCCAAAGUGAGCAGCUGAAAGAAGUAAAACAGCAGUCAGCAGAGGCCCUGAAUGGUUACAUAAAGGGCAGCUACAGUGGCUUUGGAGUGAAAGUUGCUGCAGGUGUGGACGGGUCUGACUCUCAUUCAGAAACUGCCACCCAAAGCACAACCUUCCAAAAUCUCCAAACCAAAGUCCAAUUAUCUGUGGCCCAGACAGGUGGCCCACCAGAAGCGAAUGGCUUUCGCCAAUGGAAAGCUGGCCUAGUUGCAAGUAAUCAAACCUGGAGUGUCAUAGACCGUGGCCUUCAGCUGGUGCCCGUUUGGGACAUCAUCCUCUCCAACCACAGAAGUGAUUUUAAGGAUCCAUGUCAGGUGGCUUGCUUACUAAAAGAUAGCUACUCUGCUCUGACUGGACUCACUGCCCAGAUCCAGGAUGGAGAAGACUUACUGAGUGUUGGGAAGGAGGCUAGGGUUUUCCUAGAGGAUGUGAAAUCCUGGGAGGUAUCUAAUCCUGAAGAGCAGCUUAAAAAACUGAUAAAUUUCAUGCAAAUGUUGAGUCAAAACAAAAAUUAUGACACUUGGGUGAACAUAUGCCUCACAGAUGAGGGUCUGCAGAAUUUUCUGGUAAACACUGUUAACUUUUGCAAAACGUCUUCCAUUUAUGAAACUGCAUUUAUUAAAUCUCAGUUGCGCAGCCUUUUGGAUCCUCACAUCCGCAGAGUGAAUGACUUUCCUCAGGUUCAUUUCAUCAUGCAGUGGGUCUUCCCAUCAAAGUCAGUGCAAGAGCACAUAAGUAUCUCCCAAUUUUCUGAAUUAAUUGAAACCUUAAAGAAAAUCCACAAUGACCUCAAAGAAGCCAUGGCCAUAUCUGAGUCUGCAGAAACAGUGGAAGAAGCUAAAAGAAAGGCCACUUAUGAGGUCAGUUUGUCUCUCGGCUGCUUCUUGAAUUACCUUCAAGAAACAGAGCAGCCAGACACACAGCUCUUGCUACUUUCCAUUGCAGCUGGUGCAGGGUAUCAUGUGCUAAACAAUAAGUUUCAGUAUCUCCUGGGGUGUGAGGAGUUAGACUUCCUACUGGAUAAAAUGCAAACUGCCCAAGGUAAAUACCAGGAGCUCAAAAAUAUUUGCACAUACAGAGCCCAGGCAUUCCUAGUGAUCACAGGUCUGACAGCUACCAUCACAGCUGUUUCUCCAGAGGAGAAAACACAACGCUUGACAUUAAUAAAACAUCACAUGGGAAAAUCUUUGUCAAAAGAAGUUGUCCAUGUCCUCUCCAAACAAGGAGCAGAUUAUGAUUGGGAAAGCCUAGAGAAAGACUUGAGAUUGCUAAUUGAUGGUAACUAUGAUGCCACCAUCUCUUCAUUGCAAAUGGAUGAUAUAAGUAAAAACUUGCAAAGUAUUUUCCAUGAAAGGAAACAACCUCAUAAACCACAUGAGAAUGGUGAUAUCAAAGGAGAAGUCAUUAAAGAUACAGCCUUCUUAGAGUUACUCCGGCAUCUAGGCUUAGAACAUUUCUAUCCAAAAAAGAUGAGCAAAACUCACUUCCAUCUGAUCAACAAGACUUCUGUGUACAACAGCCAGCCCAGAUCUGAAAGUGAGCUUCACCAAUGUUUCCUUCAGAAGCUACAAGUGCUGGAUUAUGGGCUGAGAUACCUAGUCUUCAGAAAUGAUGAAAACACACAGAAUCAAGUCUAUCCAAGUGCCUCAAAUCAGGAAAAUGAGGCUUUUGAUCCAUAUGAAGACUUAUUUGAAGACAGUGAUACUAAUCCUUCAGAUACUAAUCCUAGGCCCCAUAUUCACCCUAUGGAUAUUCAGAUGGCAAUUCUUCACUGUGCAGAUGAUUUUGCCAGACAGUAUAUUUUGUCCAAACUUUCCAUUUGCCAGUUUGCACUCCCUCUUCUCAUACCUAAUCCCUGCAGUUCUCAAAUUGAAUUCUCUCUCUGGUCUCUCAGUCAAAUUAGAAGGAGCUGGCAGGAAGCAAGGAAAACACCAAGAGAGGAGAAGAUCAAUUACAAGAAUAAGCAGAUGUGUCAAGUCUCUACCCCCAUUGUGUCCUUUAUAAGAGUUGGAAAUGGCUUCUCUGCUUCCAAAUCUCAGAUCAUGAACUGUCUUCUCAGUAAACGUAAACAUGAUGUCUUUUUCCACCGACAUUGCAGAGGGAGCACCAAAGACUGUCUCUUGAUGGGGGGAGUGGUGGAAAUCUGCUGGUUCUGCCCUGGGGGAGAAGAUGAGGACAGAUUUGACAACUGCUUGACCUUCACCAAUCUUCAUGGAGAUGCGAAGGAACAUAAGAAGCAACUUACCUUUCUGCAGGAGGUCUCUUCUCUCAUUGUUGUUCUCAUGUCAACUUCUGACGACAAUAAAGAAAACAGAAAAAUUGUUUCUGAUCUGAGUCAGUCUCCAAGACCUUUGAUUUGUUUACUUGAUAAUAAAGAAAAUAACAUGACCAGUAAUUCUAAACAAAAAGUGAUCAUUGGUCUCAGGAACAGAAAUGAAGCAGAAUUAACAGAGGAGCUUGUUAGUACAAUUAGACGUUUACUGAAGCCCUCAGACACUCCUCACAGCUUACAGGACUGUGCCUCAACUGCUCGCAAGCAAGGAUUCCUUAUUGACGAAGACCAGAGAGAGUGCAAGGAUGCCAAAGACAAGGCAAAUGUCCUAAUGGCCCUACUGAAAGAAGUAAAUAUAUCUCAGGUGAAGGAAAAGUUACUGCCCCUUCAGGGACACCUGUGGCAUCUUUGGUGUAAAAAGGACAAAGAACUCUAUCAUCUAAGAGAAAAAGGGAAUCGAAGCAUUGAACAACACAAGAGUGAGAUUGAGACAGAAAAACGAAGAAUACGGGAUCAACAGUUGAGUAGAGCCUUUCCUCUCAAUGACUUGAUGCAUUCUGUCCUUGACAUUCUCCAAAAUCAUUCAGAAACUCCAUCCACACACUACUUUUUGCAAUGGCUGAGUGUGUUUUUGGACAACCUGACUGCAGGACACUUGGAAAAACUGAAUGAGAAGAGAAACAUUUUGUGGUCACGGAUACAAACAGAAAAGCAAAAGGCACCAAAGAGCCCUGACCUCCAACGCUGGCAAAGAGAGAUGGAAGCUACCUCUACACAGAUUAAUAACUGUACAUUGGGAAUUGACCAAUUUCUAAGAGAAGUUGGCCAGAUCUAUGAAGCUCUGGAAGAAGCUUCCCCCACUAAAAAUACCCUUUAUCUCUCCCUCCCCCAGAUUGCUGCAGAUCUGAUGAUAUCUGGUGUUCCCAUUGAGCUGAUGGACGGGGAUGCUUCAUAUGUGCCUCUAAAGUGGGUGGCAGCUCUUUUUGACAAGGUCUCUGAGAAACUUGGAAACAAACGGCUGUUUGUUCUCUCUGUCCUUGGCCUACAGAGCUCAGGGAAGUCCACUCUGCUGAAUGCACUUUUUGGGCUGCAGUUCACCGUCAGUGCUGGGAGGUGUACCCGGGGGGCUUACAUGCAGCUCCUGAAGGUUGAGGACACUUUCACAGAGGAACUGGGCUUUGACUUUGUGCUUGUUGUGGACACAGAAGGCCUUAGGGCCCCAGAACUCAGUAACAAAUCCAAAAAUCGUGACAAUGAGUUGGCAACCUUUGUCAUUGGACUUGGAAACUUGACUCUGAUCAAUAUUUUUGGAGAA